Molecule: messenger RNA, 1242 nt
Organism: Anopheles moucheti
Lineage: Eukaryota; Metazoa; Arthropoda; Insecta; Diptera; Culicidae
Gene: Wnt10
Product: protein Wnt-10a
Exons: 5
Coding region: 1-1242 (413 amino acids)
Biological process (GO): multicellular organism development; neuron differentiation; canonical Wnt signaling pathway
Cellular component (GO): extracellular region
Molecular function (GO): frizzled binding; cytokine activity
Source: RefSeq, a predicted model, not a curated record
AUGGGGCGUUGGGAGGUUCGAGUUGUGCGAAGGCUCAUACUGUGGUUGUUGCUAAUUGCGCUAAAAAGAGUUCAAAGUUUGCCGGAUGUCCGGGCGACGUGCCGCACGGUGCCGGGGCUGACGCGGGACCAGCUGGAACUUUGCUAUCGGGCGAGUGACGUGACGGCGUCCGCCAUCGAGGGACUGGAGCUUGGUGUGCGCGAGUGCCAGUACCAGUUUCAGUGGCACCGGUGGAAUUGUUCAUCGCUCAGCACCAAAAGCCGCAAUCCACACACAUCGAGCAUGCUGAAACGAGGCUAUAGAGAGAGUGCAUUUGCGUACGCGAUCGCGGCAGCCGGCGUCACGCACAGUAUCGCACGUGCCUGCGCCCAGGGUCGGCUCAUCUCGUGCGGUUGCGAUCCGUCCGUCAACCGGAAGGGCAUGUCCAAGUCGCUGCGCGAAAGCUUGGAAAAGGAGAAGCUACGCUUCCUGGACGCUAUCGCGGAAAGCAAUAGCGUGUUCGAGGAGGGCGACAGCCUUCGCAAGCUGAAGGCGAAACAGGCCAGCAGAUGGAAAUGGGGCGGCUGCUCGCACAAUAUGGCGUUCGGGGUCGAGUUUUCCGAGCUGUUUCUAGACUCGCGCGAAAAGGGCGCCGACAUACAGUCACAGAUCAACCUGCACAAUAACCGUGCUGGCAGGCGGGCCGUGUCGAACAACAUGCAGGUACGGUGUAAAUGUCACGGAAUGUCCGGUAGCUGUCAGCUGAAGACCUGCUGGAAGUCGGCCCCAGAUUUCCGCGUAGUGGGGCGCGUCCUCAAGCAACAGUACCGUCGCGCGAUCCUUGUCGAUCAAUCGAAUCUCGGCAACGGGCCACCGAUGAUCGUCUACCGCAAGCCAAAGAAACGCAAGCACGUGUCUAAUUUACGCCCGCCAAGAAGGCAACCCCGCGAGCAGCAACUGGUUCCGCUCGGCGGCCGGCUCAGCGGUCCCACCAACCGGAAGCUGGAGAAUGCGCUCUUCUACUACCAAAGAUCACCGAACUUUUGCGAGCGCGAUCAGAUCUCCGACAUACCGGGCACUAUCGGACGACGCUGUAAUCGGACGAGCAGUGGCAGCGAGGGUUGCGCCUCGAUGUGCUGCGGCCGGGGUUACAAUCUGAUCCGCGAGAAGCGCAUCGAUCGGUGCAACUGCAAGUUUCACUGGUGCUGCUUCGUGGAAUGUGACGAUUGUGAAAUCGAGGAGUGGAUCAGCGUGUGCAACUGA